CUCUUAAAACUCUCCAAUGGCGACCCAAUUGGUUGCACCAACCUCAUCACAAACCGAAAAGGUUCAUCAAUUCUUCAACGAAUUAGAAUCUCACAAAAACACGCUCACCAAAUGCACCGACCUAUUCACCACACUCUCUAACCAUUUCUCCACCGUACAAGACUCAAUCUCCCAGAAACUCCAAACCCUAGAUUCGAAAUUUCAAUCCCUUGAAUCCCGCUCCAAGGAAACCCUAGAAUCCCUCGACAACCAAGAGAAUUCCAUCCCCGAGCGUGAAUCCUCCGCCGCUGCACGCAUUGAUGAGCAGAAGGAAGCCGCACUUGCUGACCUUUGUAACUCCGUUCCUAUGUCGACGCUCAAUAUCUCCGACGCGCUUAAAUCGUUGUCGAGGAAAAUGGACGCGUCCGCGUUGCUUCGGUUUGUGGUUUCGAAGAGGAAGGAGUCGAUAAUGCUGAGGCCGGAGAUUGUGGUGGCGAUAAAGGAGGCUGUGGACCCGCCGAGAUUGGUUCUGGAUGCGGUGGAGGAGUAUUUGAAGAGUAAAACUGAGGCGAAGUCUGGUGUUACUGAUAAGAGAUGGGCUUGUGGGCUUUUGAUUCAGGGAUUGAUUGCGGAAUCGAGUGUGUAUUCUAGAAGGAUUGUGGAGAGAGCUGCGGGGCUUGUGGAUUUGUGGAAGGAGCAGCUGGAUGGGGAGCACGAGAAGGGUGCUGCUGAAAUGGUGAUGUUUUUGCAGAUUGUGGCGUGCUUUGGGUUAAGGUCGAAAUUCGAUGAUGAGUAUUUGAGGAAAUCUGUGAUGGAGUUUGCUUCAAGGAGGGAUAUGGCCAAGGUGGCUGCUUCCUUAGAAUUUGGUGACAAGAUGAUAGGUUUGUUUCUUUUCUUUAACCUUUGCAUAUGCUUAGUGUUUUUUGAUUAUAUUAUCUAUGUUGGCUCCAUUCUUAAUCAAUUAUAUGAACUGGUUUAUCAUUUUGAGAUGUUGCCCGUGUAUGACUUAUGUCUGCUCUUAUUGGUCAAUUUGGUGCAUUUUGCAACAUAUCGGAAUUAUGAAAUUUUAUUCCUUUACCUAACUGCUAUAGAAGCUGCAAGUUUGCUGCAGAAUUUGUCCCUGGAUUCACAGCCCAAGACUAUUAGUGGAGAUGCUGAGCCUGUGAAGAAGAAUGGACCUAGUUUUGCUGGUAGUAAAGCUAAAGGGACGGGCAAGCCAUUCAAUCCGAAUCUGAAUUUUGCUCCAAAUGGAUACCCUUCUACUGCAUAUUAUUAUGGAGGUUAUGAUGGUCAAGGAGAUUGGAGUGGCUAUUCUAAUUAUGCGAACCUUGACGGAGGGAUGGCUCAAGGGGUUUAUGGGGAUAACUGCUCUUAUAUGUAUCAAGGUUAUGGAUAUACACCAUAUGGAGCGUAUGCUUCACCCAAUUCCUCCUCUCCAAUGGUUCAACAUGAUGGUCAGCUGUAUGGGCUGCAACAGUAUCAGUAUCCUUGUUCUUAUUACAACUCUCCAACUUCUGCUGAUGUGUUUGCUCCAAAUAAAACCAGUGUUGCGCAACGGGAAAUGUCAACUGCAGCUAAUGCGGACCGUGUUCCUUCUAAUGUUAUGAAUAAUGGAAACUCUGUUGGCAUAGUCAAUGGUGAUUGUACAAACCAAAGUGGGUUAAAGUCGUUUAUUACCAGUUCCCAGCACACAUCUUUGAAUACAAGGGAUUCUUAUCAAGGUUCUAGUUUGCCAGCUUGUGCCCCAUUGUCUAAGCUUGUACCUACUUUGGAGGAGUAUUCUUAUUACAUAGGCUUGCAUGUAUCAAAUCAGAUAUCGUUCAGUGGUUUAGAGGAGAUUUCUAAGUCUUGUGUCAUUGGAGAGGCUAUGCAUUUAAGAAAAGGGGAGAUUGAUGCUAAUCUUGUGACUAAAGGAGGUAUUCUUGGUCUACAUUCUAAGUUCUUGAUGGAGAAGCCUACUACUCUUGCUAGUGUUGGGGGUAUGGUCCCUUUCGAAGUUGUUCUCGCUUUGCUUAUCUAUGGUAAAGUCUUGUUCCCUAAUGUUGACAACUUUAUGGACAUCAAUGUUAUCCGUAUCUUUCUGAUUCAGAAUCCAGUUCCUACUUUUCUCGCAGAUACCUACUAUUUUAUCCAUCACAUAAUGGAGAAGAUCGGAGGAACUAUUAUGUGA
Lathyrus oleraceus (garden pea) is the source of this 2149-nucleotide messenger RNA. RefSeq lists its product as uncharacterized. The transcript is spliced from 7 exons. NCBI's taxonomy places the organism in Eukaryota, Viridiplantae, Streptophyta, Magnoliopsida, Fabales, Fabaceae. The record is from RefSeq and is a predicted model, not a curated record. The coding region runs from base 17 to 2149 and encodes 710 amino acids.